Molecule: messenger RNA, 6263 nt
Organism: Myiozetetes cayanensis
Lineage: Eukaryota; Metazoa; Chordata; Aves; Passeriformes; Tyrannidae
Gene: RNF144A
Product: ring finger protein 144A
Exons: 11
Coding region: 499-1377 (292 amino acids)
Biological process (GO): protein polyubiquitination; positive regulation of proteasomal ubiquitin-dependent protein catabolic process; ubiquitin-dependent protein catabolic process
Cellular component (GO): ubiquitin ligase complex; cytoplasm; Golgi apparatus
Molecular function (GO): ubiquitin protein ligase activity; zinc ion binding; ubiquitin conjugating enzyme binding
Source: RefSeq, a predicted model, not a curated record
GCGCACACUCGGGCUCCGCGGGGGGUGGAGACCAUGGGUGGGGCGGUGUCGCCCUGCCGCGGCUCCGCGGGAUAGCGGGGGACAGCGCCGCAUACCGCCCGCGGGCCGCCCCGCGCCGGCAGCGGCUGGAGCGGCACGGCUUGUCUAACACUACCUUGAGCCAAAUUCCUAGACUGGUUGGUGCUUUCUCAUGGAAUCCCUGUGACUGACAAAGGAGAGAUUGUUGUGCAGAUGAAGAGGAGAAAUAUUUCCCGGUAAGGUUUUACUGCAGUAUAGUUGUGCUGCAAGAGGAAUUAUCACAGGAAUACCAGUAAGCCUCUGAAUGUCCUAGGGAACAAUGAAAUUUUAGAGACCUUGGUGGAGUCAUGCCCACAAUUAAUUGAAUAUCAAAGCCUUGGACUUCAAAGAAGUGUUUGCGAGGUCUGCAUGUGAUUUCUUCAGGGACAAAUAGCACAUCUUGCUCGAACAUCUGCCUAAAUCUAGUCUAACUGCUCUGCAAUGACUACAGCAAGAUACAGGCCUACCUGGGACUUGGUACUUGAUCCAUUAGUGUCCUGCAAGCUCUGCCUUGGUGAAUAUCCUGUGGAGCAGAUGACAACAAUAGCACAAUGCCAAUGUAUCUUCUGUACCCUGUGCCUAAAACAGUAUGUGGAACUUUUGAUCAAAGAAGGUCUAGAAACAGCAAUCAGCUGCCCUGAUGCUGCCUGCCCAAAGCGAGGGCAUCUGCAAGAAAAUGAAAUUGAGUGCAUGGUUGCAUCAGAAAUCAUGCAAAGGUAUAAGAAGCUACAGUUUGAAAGAGAAGUGCUUUUGGAUCCAUGCCGGACUUGGUGUCCAUCGUCUACUUGCCAGGCAGUUUGCCAGCUCCAGGAAUCAAGCCCACAGGACCCCCAGCUGGUCCAGUGCAAAGCAUGCGACAUUGAGUUCUGCUCUGCUUGCAAAUCUAAUUGGCAUCCGGGUCAAGGCUGUCAAGAGAACAUGCCAAUCUCUUUUCUUCCAGGAGAAACAAGUUCAGUUUUUAAAAUGGAAGAUGACAACGCUCCAAUCAAACGCUGUCCAAAGUGUAAAGUUUACAUUGAAAGAGAUGAAGGCUGUGCCCAAAUGAUGUGUAAGAAUUGCAAACAUGCCUUUUGCUGGUACUGUCUGGAAUCUCUCGAUGAUGAUUUUCUCCUUAUACAUUAUGACAAAGGACCUUGUCGAAACAAGCUGGGUCACUCCAGGGCAUCUGUUAUCUGGCACAGGACACAGGUGGUAGGAAUUUUUGCAGGAUUUGGUCUUCUACUUUUGGUGGCUUCCCCUUUCCUUCUACUUGCUACACCAUUUGUUCUGUGCUGCAAGUGCAAAUGUAAUAAAGGAGAUGAUGACCCUCUUCCUACCUAGGCUGCGAAAAGAUUGGACUCAUCACAACAUGUGUUUUUAUUUUGUUGUGCUGUUAUGUUUCCCUCUUGCACUUACAUUGCUGUAGCCUUACUUGCCCCAUUCUGCUUUUAACUGACACACAGUCUUGGUUCCAGGAACUGUUGUUAUUACUGUGUUAUAGAUCACUUGAUAAUAGACAAGGAGGGUAAUGAAGGCAAGCUUGGUGCUAAAGGGAUACCACGGACCUGGGUAGCUAUCUGAAAUGAAGAGGUGAUAUUGCUAAAAUUAAUGCAAAAUGUUGGUGCUGCCCUACUGGUGAACUGGGAACUGUACUGAACGACAUCAGCAAAACAAGCUGAAAAAGCAUACAAAUAUAAACUUCUGCAUAUCUGUUUGCUUCCAGAUUUGGUGUCUUAUUCCUGUAUAUAUUUAAGUUGCCUAUCAUUUAAAUCAGAUAGUCACACUUAGUGUGACUUUUUUAUGUUUGUUACACAUUGUUUUUGUUAAAGCCAUCACAGUGUCCUUUCUAGUACCUAUUCUUCCAAGUAUAACAAAAUUAGUAAGGUGCAUAUUGGCCAUCCUAUGCCUUUCUUGAAAUUUGAGGAGGGUUGGAGGGACAAAGUUCAUCCUGCUGCCUUCCACGAAUUUUGUAAAGUCUUAUAAGAAAUUUGUUUGAUUAAAAGCUACAUUUUAAAAUUAAUUGGUGAAGCUGUAGGGUUGAGUGGUGACACAAACCUGCUAUCUAAUCAAGGUUCUUUUAAAAAUGCAUUGAUGGUAUUGAUUACCACUGGACCACUAGUGUUUUUCUGAAUUGUUAUUUUUUGCUGUUGUUUAGGGUUCUGCUACUCUUAUAGGGCUACAUAACUUCUAAUCCAGGUAUCUUAAUCUUUUUAUAGAUACAUAGAUAUAUAGAUAUAUAUAUAUAUAAUCCUAUUUAAACCAAAUGUGUAAAUAGCUGUGCUAUUGAAAUAUUUUGGAAGUUCAAGAUAUAUUGCUUCUGUCUUUAGGGCAAUUAUUAAAAAAUACAGGACUAACUUUAAUAGUUAGCAGACUCUUGGGUUAUCAAUGAAUCUUUCCUUUUAAAUAUAAAAAUACAUCAUGGUUAUCCCUGUAGUUAAUAAUAAAAAGCCUGGGAUAUAUGUGGAAGUUGUACUUUACAUUUAACUACUUAGCCCAUUUCAGAGUUAAUAUUGUAUGAUAUGUGGUGUAUUGUAUUAAUAACAAUACUGUAACAAAAUAAGUUUUUAUUUGAAAAAUAAUCACUUGAUAGUUUAGCAGUAUUCAGUGCUGUGUUUUCAGGGUGGUAAAGUGUGCUAGCCAACAUACUACAUCAUUGUGGUUUCUCUUUAGAAAUAUUUUGUUGAAAACCAUUUUGCUUUGAUUUUAAAGCCUACAAGAAUUUGACUGAUAAUUUCUUGCUAUGAAAUAUGAAGCACCUGAAACAGUGUAUAUGCCUGUAGUACUGAAGGAAAACCUUUUGAGUGGCUUGUAGACUGAAGUCUGACUGCAUUUUUUUCAUCAUCAUUGGUCUGUGCAUUGGCAAUGUAUUGAGGUGAAUGGAUAUCUUGAAGCCAGAAUAACUUUACACUGAAAAUGUCUUAAGACCCUUAAAUACAACUGCUUUUGUCUGCUGUCACAGGCUGGGAAUGUGUUUUCAUAGCUCAAGCAUAAAAAAUUACUCUUUAUCUUUUGUUUUACACUGUCUAUCUGUUAAUAAAAAUACUGUAGGGCACAGUUUUGAAAAGGGCCACUGUCUUUUUAUAAAACUAUUCUCCUACCCCAUCUUCCAGGUUUAAUGCUUUUCAAAUUCAAACUGUGUCUAACCACAGAUUUUAGCUCCAGGAGCUGGAGGUUAUCUUUAGUUCACUUAUUUGUCUUGAUUUUAAUGAGUUCAACCAUUAUAAUGUGAAGAAAAAGGAUAGCUGGUUUCCAGCAAAUAUGAACUCCUUCUGAUAUCUUCAGAUUGUUUAUGGAAAUGUGCAGUUAAGAUCUUUUGUUAUCUGAGUAUUUGUAGUAGUUUAGAAUUUGUUAUUAAAAAUUUCUUUGUUCUUAAAAAAUAUCUGUAGGGGAGACUGGGUAGUGCAUUUGAUCACUGUUUGCCAGCCCCCAAGGGUAUCUAAAGCACUGCUGAGUUCAGCAGGCAGUGAAGUGCUUAUCUCCCUCUGGCUCUGAUAUCAGCUCAGUCCAUGUCCCAGAGAUAUGCCAAGCCAAGCAUCUGGGUUGUCCUGAGUCAUAGCUUCACUGUGCAGAAAACCUUCUGUGAAGGAUUCUGAGAAGGACAGCUUCCUGCAGGUAAGCUUGAACUGUGGCCUUUCCUCCAUGGCCCUGUAAUUCUGUUUAACUGGUGAAGAAGAAAAACCCGGACAACAGGAUCUGAAGAUUUCAUGAGUUAUUAGUAUUCUAACUGGGGGCACUAAGAGAUUUUGCUGAAUUGUGGCUGCGACUGAUGACCAUGUAGUUAUACUACGGGUGUCAUAGUAAACAGCAGAGGUUCAGUGGCCUGUGAACAGUAUUCAAGUGUCCUAGUAUGAUAAGGUUUAUUUUCUCUACACCUUUCUUAGUCUUUAUGUGUCAAUACAGCCAAACUUGAGUUUUCCAGACUAUUGUGUGGCCAGUUAACAAUCAAUGUCAAAAUUAAUGCAUUUCCAAAUUUAAAACAAAACGUAAAGAAAAAGUCCUUUGCAAAUAUAGAAAUUUUUUGAAUAAUAAUUUAUAAUUGAUGCUCACAGGUAACAUUAUAUAUUAUAUAUAAUGGGAAAACUAUGUCAGUAUAUCUCUGAUCUCAACAUAUUUGAAUUGCUGCUGGAGGUUUUUAUGACACAGGUCUUGUUUCACAUCCUGGUUGUUGGGAUAGACUAUAUGCCUACAUAUAUUUACCAAAUACCUAGUCUUUUCAGAUUUGCUAAAUGUCAUUCCGGAGCCCCUGGUGGUCUAGUGGUAAAGGCGCGGCGCUGUCACCGUCCAAGCUUGCUUGGCCCUGGCAGAUGAACCUUAGGAUUAAAGGGUGGGCUCAGUUCCGCGCACACUGUGUCUCACCUAAAAAAAAAAAAAAAAAAAUCCAAUGCGCAGGCUGGAAGGUGUAAAGACCUUCCCCGGAUCUUCGCUCGCGAAGACUGGCCAUUAUUAUAUUAUAUUUUAUAAAUGUCAUUCCUUCUGUAUGGGAUUUUUUUUAUUAUUAUUUUUGUUAUUUUAUUUUUUUAAUGUUGAUUUGGUUCCAAAGUAGCAACUUUUGGUGGUAAUGUAUUAUAUUCAGAGUGUUUUAAUGUUACAGCUUAUGUUCAUACUGUGACAUUUAAUACCCUGAAAUUGAAUUGUAAAUACAUUAUUUUAAACUCUGACAUUUAAACACCCUGCCGUGGAAAAAGUAACGUCUAUUUCUGCUGCUUUUCAAAUGAAAUUACAACAGCUAUGGCUUUUUAGAUUUUCACCAGAAAAAUAGGUAUCACAGUAUGAUUUCUGUUGCAUUUUUAUGGUUCUGCUGUCAUUUAGGGGUUUUGCAUUCACACAGAAUCACAGAAUAUUCUGAGUUGGAAGGGACCCACAACAGUCAUCGAGUCCAACUCUUAAGUGAAUGGCCCAUUCUUAAAUACUGUUUUUAAUGGAGUUUGUAAUGUACUUCAUUUGCAUGUUCUGGGUGAAUUGGUGUCAUGUCUAGUGAGUGUUGAGUCCUGACUCCAGAGGCUUUGGAUUUCCCCAGGCUUACCAUUCAUUAGUUGGGCUGAAGUCAGUCCUGAGAGACAUCAGGAGCACAGCCCACAUCAACUUCAGUGGUGGUAGCUUUGGGUUUUCCCCCACAUUGGACAAGUCACUUAUCUCCUUUUAUCUCAAUUUAACCGUCUUUUUACUGGAUGAACCAAUGUUUGUCUACUUCACAAGAGGGCUGUGAGGGCAAAUUAAUUAGUUUUGAGGCUCUUCAAGGGUUUGUGAUGAAUGAUUAUAUAUAAAAGCUGACUGGCUUAUGUUGCUAUUUCAAUUUUAUUCAUGUUGGCAGUCAUCCUGAAACAUCCUUCUAUUGACUUUAGCAUGUCAAGAUGCUUUCCCUCACAUACCAAAUAGCAUAAUCUUUCCUCAAAUACUCCAGUUUAUGAAUUAGGCAAAAUCCCAAUUAACAGCUGACUGGAUCAGAUCUCAGCUUACAUCUGAUCUCCUGACAUGCAGGAAACAAAAUUAGUGAAAAGCUUUCAUUUAUGGAGCUAACAGGAUAAAAUAUUCAUAGGUCAGAAAAGUAUGAGGUGCCUUUUUUUUUUUUUUUUUUUUAAUGUUAUAGGCAGGAAGAUAAAAAUUCUGUGCAUUUCAUCUGUAGGCCUUUUACUGUAUAGGAAUAAAUGUGUUUAAUGCAGGCCGUUAUCCCAGUGAGGUGCAGCAUGCAUAAAGCUUUGUGAAGGUUUACUUUUUUCAAAAACCAAAGCUUGUACAUUUCACAUACGUAAUCUGAAAGCCUGAGAAAAACAAGUAGAGUAUGGUUGUUGAUAACAGUGAUAUUAAGGACAUAAAAAAAAGCCUGUAUGAGCGCUUAAUUGCUAAUGCACUUAUACUAAGUAAGGCAUGCUGUUUGUGUUUAGAGCCCUGUGGUCUUCAUUAUUGCUUUGGUUUGUGUAUCUCUUACAAGAAUUUCAGGAACAUUAGGUACAGGUACGUGGUCCAUGACUGAACCUUUCUUGAUCAUUUUAUCAUGGUGUAUUUUAAACUUGUAUAGGGAUAAGCAUGAAGGAGUCAUGCACAUGUAUAAAUAAUGUAUUUGAUGAGUGUAAAAAUAGUUCUGUUGAUGUAUUUGAAAUGUAAGUACAUUUUGUGCCACUAACACUGUGAUGUAUAAAAGAGCUGUUGAAUGCCUUUUAAUGUGGUGUUUUGUACUUUGAAUCAUACCGAAGAGUUUAAUUUGUAAUUUCAAUAGAUAUUUUAAAUGA